UUGGCCUUCAUCGCGGCGAUUCCCUGGACCAAGGCGAAGCAUUUGAUCGCGGUGCUGGGUUCGCUGUCGACCCGCGACGCCCUCGCCCUCCGCCGCCUGCCCAGGCUUGCCGUCGCGGCCGCCGCGGAGGACGCAGAGCCCGACGUCGGGAUCGGCAGCAUCGGUCAAUUCUCGUGGAAAGAUCUGCUGAACUUCGACGCCUGCACCAAGUGCGGCCGCUGCCACGAGGCCUGCCCAGCCACCGCCAGUGGCGCGCCGCUCAGCCCGCGCGACCUGAUCCUCGACCUGCGCGCCCAUGCCGCGCGCAGCGCCUUCAGGCCGGGAGCGAAUGGCCCGGCGCUGAUCGGCGACGUGAUCGAGGCGGAAGCACUGUGGGCAUGCCGCUCCUGCGGCGCCUGCAUGGAGAUCUGCCCGGUCGGUAUCGAGCACCCACCGAUGAUCGUGCAAAUGCGGCGCCAGCUCGUCGAGGAAGGCGCCAUGGACCAGCAGCUCCGCGACACCCUCGACAUGAUCGCCAACCGCGGCAACAGCUUCGGCGAAAGCCCGCGCAGCCGCGGCGGAUGGACCGCGGCGCUCGAGUUCCCGGUCAAGGACAUCCGCGCCGAGCCGGCCGAGCAUCUUUGGUUCGUCGGCGACUACGCCUCCUACGACCCGCGCAACCAGGACGUGUCGCGCACCGUCGCGCGACUUUUCCGCGCCGCCGGUCUCGAUUUCGGCCUGCUCUACGAUAGUGAGAGGACCGCGGGCAACGACGUGCGCCGGGUCGGCGAGGAAGGGCUCUUCGAAUCGCUUGCCGAACACAAUUUGACGGCGAUGGGCGCGGCGCAGCAGUUUGACGCGAUCGUGACGACCGAUCCCCACAGCUACAACACCAUCCGCAACGAGUAUCCCGACUUCGGCGAUGUCGCGCCGAUCCGCCACUACACGAGCGUCCUCGCGGAGCUGUUGGAGAGCGGGCGCCUCACGGUCGUGAAGCCUCUCGGCAUACGGGUGACACUCCAUGACCCCUGCCAUCUCGGCAGGCUCAACGGCCACUACGACGAGCCGCGCCGGGUGCUGGAGCUCAUCGGCUGCGAGUUGAUCGACAUGCCGCGCUGCCGCGACAACUCGUUCUGCUGCGGCGCCGGCGGCGGGCGCAUCUGGAUGCCCUGA
Geodia barretti is the source of this 1152-nucleotide messenger RNA. The record is from the annotation of a GenBank genome assembly. Lineage: Eukaryota; Metazoa; Porifera; Demospongiae; Tetractinellida; Geodiidae.